Molecule: messenger RNA, 775 nt
Organism: Nematolebias whitei (Rio pearlfish)
Lineage: Eukaryota; Metazoa; Chordata; Actinopteri; Cyprinodontiformes; Rivulidae
Product: small ubiquitin-related modifier 2
Exons: 4
Coding region: 124-414 (96 amino acids)
Biological process (GO): protein sumoylation
Cellular component (GO): nucleus
Molecular function (GO): protein tag activity; ubiquitin-like protein ligase binding
Source: RefSeq, a predicted model, not a curated record
ACCACACUCCAUACCAGUGGUGGCGGUAAUGCACACCUACAGUUUUUUGCCAACCGCCAUUAAACUCAUCAAGAAGAAGAAGAAGAGUCAGACGCACACAGACUAGACUCAGCAGCUGUAGCGAUGGCAGACGAGAAACCUAAGGAGGGAGUGAAGACUGAGAACAAUGAGCACAUCAACCUGAAGGUGGCAGGCCAGGAUGGCUCAGUGGUGCAGUUCAAAAUCAAAAGGCACACUCCUCUCAACAAACUCAUGAAAGCUUAUUGUGAACGGCAGGGACUGUCAAUGAGGCAAAUACGAUUUCGAUUUGAUGGUCAACCGAUCAAUGAAACAGACACACCUUCACAGUUAGAAAUGGAGGAUGAAGAUACAAUUGAUGUGUUCCAACAACAAACUGGAGGAGCUUCUCUUUAAAGACUGUUUUCUGUGAACAUCCCUACCUCUUUGUCCCUGAACAUCUUUUUAAACCUGACCUUCAAAUUAUCACGACCAGUGUUGACACCAUCCAGUGGAUUACUAGUACAAAAUGCUGAAAGGCAGCAGGACAGUUGUAGACUUUAAGCACACUCAUGUUAACCUGUUGAGCUGUGCAGUGUAGAUAACCUUUAAGCUGCAGUGACUUUAUUCUGCUAAAGAUUUUGAACGUUUAGAUUCUUUUGUUUUUCUGAGUUGGAAAAAAAUUUCAGUUCUUGUUAUACUUUGUCAAGUUUUGAUUUGGAUGGUAUUUUGUCAUUUAAGCCUGUGUUUUAAAUUUGCUGACAUAUGUUGUUCAAAA